GAUCUUGAAUCUUCUUCUGCUGAUUCCGUCGCCUCUACUGAACUGGAAGAUUCCUUCGCUGGAUGUGCUCCCCCGUCUGAACCUCAAGUAUUAUCGUAUAAGGAGUCUCUUGCUCACCUGACUGACAAUAUGAAUCUUGCUGCAAAUGAAGCUCAGAAGCUCCCAGACAUUUCCACCAACACUUUUGAUUACCAGGAAUCUGAUCGUGCAAUUGCUCUUGCUGAUCCUCCUUCUGAGAAUCCCGCAAGUGUUCCUUCUGACGAGGACCAUAUCGAUGCUUCCUCUGAACCUUAUUUUCCGUCCCUCUCUUCCGGAUUGUGUUCCUGA
Messenger RNA from Pichia membranifaciens NRRL Y-2026, 327 nucleotides. RefSeq lists its product as hypothetical. The record is from RefSeq and is a predicted model, not a curated record. The transcript has a single exon. NCBI's taxonomy places the organism in Eukaryota, Fungi, Ascomycota, Pichiomycetes, Pichiales, Pichiaceae. The annotation marks the transcript as partial.